AAUAGCGUUAUCGUCUACUGUAAAGAUAAAAUACAAACACACAUCUAAAGUUGUGCCCAUAAUAGUCAACAGACUCUACAGUUUCUCCAAACACUGUACAUGGAAUGAGGUUUUGAAUGAUUUGACAGCGGACGGCGACCAUAACAUAGACAAGUUGGACGAAGUAACUGUCACCGUGUCGGACAAACUUGCCAACGGUGUAACUUUUGAGCCAGAUUUUGAAGAACAGAUACAAGUGGUUCACAACUUUGAUAAAAAAUUGAAAUAUGUACAAUUUGACGUGAUAAGAGACUUAGAACCAAAUAACAAUGUACCAAAAGGUCAAAAUCCUCCUACAUGUCCUACAGCUUUCGAUGUUUUGAUGAGAAAGUCCAGCACACUGACAAAGCUCCCUCAAAAGAUUGAUGAAGCCUCUCCCAGAUUUACAGGGUUGUGAAAACAGAAUGCUUGUUGCCCAGAAUGUGAGAUCUACAAUAAAAUGCACUGAAUGUGACAAACCUAGAUGCAUUUAUUCUAAGCUGAAGUUGAACCCUCGAGAUUUAAGAGCCUUGAAGCACACAACAGAUAAAUAUGACUACACUUGCGGGGCAAUUUUAGCACCAGAAGGGGAUGUUCUACAUGGAAAAGUUUUCACAAGACUCCAGCUUGCAUGUACCAGUCACAUUGAAUUUGCAUACUACAGCUCGGAUGUUGGCCGCAAAGACAUAUGUGCAUAUUGUGUUGCAACAGAGAUCCAAAAGGACAAGGACUUGUGCAAAAACUUUAAAGUUGUGCUGCCAGUUUGUGACUUGUGUCGUUCCAAAAAAUUGGAAGUCCCAAAGAGAAAUCCAAUUAAGAAAUAGUUAAUUCUAGUCUGACAAUCAGUUAAUUCUAGUCUGAUAUUCAUCCUCUCUAAGUCAUUCUUUUUAACAUGUUGUUUAUGAUUUUUGUUUCUACUUGUUUCUAGUCAAGAAUAAAUGUUUUUUGUUUAUUUUCA
This is a messenger RNA of Ostrea edulis (European flat oyster), 976 nucleotides long. RefSeq lists its product as uncharacterized. The record is from RefSeq and is a predicted model, not a curated record. NCBI's taxonomy places the organism in Eukaryota, Metazoa, Mollusca, Bivalvia, Ostreida, Ostreidae. The transcript is spliced from 3 exons. The coding region runs from base 405 to 842 and encodes 145 amino acids.